Penicillium maclennaniae is the source of this 549-nucleotide messenger RNA. RefSeq names its product sulfotransferase family protein. The transcript has a single exon. The record is from RefSeq and is a predicted model, not a curated record. Bases 1 to 549 code for a protein of 182 amino acids. NCBI's taxonomy places the organism in Eukaryota, Fungi, Ascomycota, Eurotiomycetes, Eurotiales, Aspergillaceae.
AUGGGCCAGCAAGCAUCCCUUCCGCGGCCGGGGACGAGCAUCCAAGUGAUCGGAGCAGGCCUGUCACGAACAGGGACAGCGUCAUUUAGUCGAGCCCUAGAGAUCCUCUUAGGAGGACCAGUCUAUCACUGCGGCACGCAGAGCACCCUUGGCCCGCCCUAUCAAGUCCAGCUAUGGAUACAGAUCCUCCGCCACUGGCUCUCUGGCUCUGACACAGACCGACCGACCGUGCUUCGUCUGCUCGGUGAGCAAAUGGACGGAUACGCCGCCAUCACCGAUGCCCCGGGCUCGCAGUUUGUCCCCGAGUUGAUGGAGCUGUACCCGGACGCCAAGGUGAUUUGUACUAUCCGCGACCCGAUCUCGUGGGAGAAGAGCUUCGCACAGGUGAUGAAUAUCACAGGUUUAUGGUUCCUUCCGUGGGCUGUCCUCCCUGUGCCAGGGAUGAUCAAUUACUUCAGAUAUCUGACUCUGCUCGGCGAGCAGUGGCGCAGAAUGUACGGGGAGUCUCGGCUACGCGUCAGACAUAUCUACGACAUAUCGAGUGGUUGA